GCACUUCUGGUUAUCGGACCUCGGCAGCGGCAACGAACAUCAACGGCCUCCCCUAACCGCUCCGGGACAUCGAGUUUAAUCCAGGAGCAGCAAAAAAGAAGAUGUGGGAGACUUGUUUCGGCAUUGUUCCCAGAUUCGCAUUCUCCACGGGUUGAGACCAAAAUUCUCCUAGAGACAUUAUUUCUGUCCUACUCCGGUCGUCGUGGUCAUUCUGUGAAUUGACCCCCUCAGGUCUUGCCCCAUCCCUCCAGCGCACCGCAGUCUUUGUCGCCGAUUUCGACCGCCAGCAGAGCCGUUUAGCUGCCUUCGCCCCGAAGCGCAGCAACCUUGUAACAACCGCCCAGCCACGCCCACGAUGUCCCACUCCAAGCCUGUGCUGCCGCAGAACGACAAUGUCGCCCACGCCCUUGCUGGCGCCGGCGGCGGCGUCCUCUCCAUGGCCCUGACCUACCCGCUCAUCACGCUCUCCACCCGCGCCCAAGUCGAGUCCAAGCGGGCCGAGACGGCCUUCCUCGCUGCCGUGCACAACAUCGUCGCGCGCGAGGGCAUCUCGGGCCUGUACUCGGGCCUUUCGUCGGCCCUGUUCGGCAUCAGCGUGACCAACUUCGUGUACUACUACUGGUACGAGUGGACGCGCGCCUUCUUCGAGGCCGCCGCCGCCCGGGCCGGCCGCGCCUCCAAGAAGCUGACGACCGUCGAGAGCAUGAUCGCCGGCGCCAUCGCCGGCUCCGCCACCGUCAUCCUGACGAACCCGAUCUGGGUCGUCAACACGCGCAUGACCGCCCGCAAGAACGCCAGCGGCGCCGACGAAGCCGACGCCGCUGAGCAGGGUCUUGCCGGCCCCGGCGCCGACGGCCGCAAGAAGAGCGGCAAGCCCAGCACGGUCGGCACGCUGCUGAGCCUGCUGCGCACCGAGGGCCCGCGCGCGCUGUUCGCGGGCGUCGUGCCGGCGCUCGUGCUGGUCAUCAACCCCAUCCUGCAGUACACGCUGUUCGAGCAGUUGAAGAACAUGGUCGAGAAGCGCCGCCGCGUGACCCCCACCGUCGCCUUCUUCCUCGGCGCCCUCGGCAAGCUGUUCGCCACGACCGUGACGUACCCGUACAUCACCGUCAAGAGCCAGAUGCACGUCGCGAAGGCCGGCGAGAAGAAGGAGGGCGUCACGGAGGCGAUCCGCCGCGUCGUCCGGGAGGAGGGCUAUGCCGGGUUGUAUAAGGGUAUCGGCCCCAAGGUCACCCAGAGCGUGCUGACGGCCGCCUUCCUGUUUGCCUUCAAGGACGUGCUCUACGAGUACUCCGUCCGGUUGAGGAGCUCCGUUGCUAAGAAGGCCGUCGCGGCAUAAAUCGCGGACAUCAGCAAUACUUGUUUUAUAAACGACGCGGGAGAUGGGACUAACAGAUUGCCCCCUUUCUCCAAAACCAGUACCGGAACUUCUCCCGCGAUCUGUGUAACACUAAACGACAAGAGCAACAGGCUUCUCGACUAAACUGGGAUCAAGCGUCUCGCACGCUAUUAUGGUUCUGGUCUCGGCCAUCCACACGAGACGAAGUGAUGGGGCGGGGCGGGGUUGACGUUGGGGACAAAAGGGAUGUAGGGCAAAUACAGCGUUUGGAGCGCUGUGCCACCAGGUAAUCCUGCAGAUUUAGUCAAGGUCAUACGAUAGGGAAGGGGCAAGGCGGCGCUGUAGAUAUCAGGGGUCCGGCAAUGUUAAACGCCUGCAUCUUAGACCGUGCUCCCAGUCGAUUUCCCA
Thermothielavioides terrestris NRRL 8126 is the source of this 1747-nucleotide messenger RNA. RefSeq lists its product as uncharacterized. The transcript has 3 exons. Gene Ontology annotation, molecular function: ATP transmembrane transporter activity; ADP transmembrane transporter activity; FAD transmembrane transporter activity. Bases 356 to 1339 code for a protein of 327 amino acids. Lineage: Eukaryota; Fungi; Ascomycota; Sordariomycetes; Sordariales; Chaetomiaceae. The record is from RefSeq and is a predicted model, not a curated record. Gene Ontology annotation, cellular component: peroxisomal membrane.